CUCGCGGGGCGGCGGCUGACGGUGCGAACAAAAAAUAGUUCGUUGAGCGCUAGAAUCCCAUCAAAUCGUCGGCUCCCUCGAGGCCUCGACUCGAAUCCGCGGUACAGGAAGACGCACGAGCUUAGCCGCCCCCGCCGCCGCCGAUGGAUCCAAAGCUGGUGGAGGUCAUGCAGCUGUUCGCCCGCUUCAAGGCGGCCUACCUCCGCAGCGAUCUCGACGUCUGCUCCAACUUCCUCUCGCAGCUCAAGGCCCUCCUCACCAAGUUCCCCAGCCUACCUCCGUUGUUUCAGCAGACGCCCAAUGCCGUGGAGGAGCUCAAACUUGCGAGGGACAUUUAUGAGCAUGCAGUUCUUCUCAGUGUGAAAACAGAAGAUCAAGAUGCAUUUGAAAGGGACUUCUGCCACCUCAAGCCUUAUUACAUGGACACAUGUGGCAUAAUUCCUCCAUCACCGGUUGAGUACCCAAUUAUGGGGCUUAACCUUCUGAGGCUGUUGGUCCAGAAUAGAAUUGCGGAGUUCCACACUGAGCUGGAGCCUCUGCCCACCAAAGCGCUGGAGAAUCCUUGCAUCAAGCACGCGGUUGAGCUCGAGCAGUCUCUUAUGGAGGGCGCUUACAACCGCGUGCUGAGUGCUUGACAAGCUGUGCCGCAUGAAAGUUAUGUAUACUUCAUGGACCUUCUAGCCGAAAGAGUAGUUAGGUAAGUGGGCUUGUGUCGCUACCCCUUCGUGUGUGAUCUGCCGAUUUACUCCUUAUGCAGUCUGUUGCUAAGUGCUGAAGAGUUAGGAGCCUUUUGUAAGUUUUUCUAUGUAUGGGACGAAGCAUAUUGGGUGGCCGAGAACUUUACUUAUAAAGAUGGAUUUGUAGAAAUUGGAUCUUCCAUAGGAACUUUAAAAGAUGCAAUAGAUUAGGUUCUGCUGCUCUUUGUAGUGCAACUAUGUUUUAGGACAAAUAUUGCCAAAGAUGAGAAAGGCUGCUCACUGUUGAGCUCAUGAUUUCGUUUUUUAUGUAACAUUUAGUAACAUUGGACCCUUAAUGGAGAUUACAAAGAUGGGGAGUUCUAGCCACCCAGUUCAUCAAGAUGCACAAGUACAAAAUCAAAAUAAUCUCCUUCAAGCCCAACAGGUUAGCAACUGCUGCUGGUUACCAUACUUUACUAGACCAUUACUGGCGCGCAUUGCCGCGCCCAUCUAUUUUUGCGAUAGAAUGAUAAGAAUUCCAUAACUACAAGGACAAACAUAGAAAUUAUCAUACAUGCUAAAUAAAUGCAU
This is a messenger RNA of Triticum aestivum (bread wheat), 1268 nucleotides long. Its product is annotated as 26S proteasome non-ATPase regulatory subunit 8 homolog A. Bases 144 to 635 code for a protein of 163 amino acids. Lineage: Eukaryota; Viridiplantae; Streptophyta; Magnoliopsida; Poales; Poaceae. The record is from RefSeq and is a predicted model, not a curated record. The transcript has 4 exons. Gene Ontology annotation, biological process: proteasome-mediated ubiquitin-dependent protein catabolic process. Gene Ontology annotation, cellular component: proteasome regulatory particle, lid subcomplex; proteasome regulatory particle; cytosol.